Molecule: messenger RNA, 2038 nt
Organism: Trachymyrmex cornetzi
Lineage: Eukaryota; Metazoa; Arthropoda; Insecta; Hymenoptera; Formicidae
Exons: 3
Source: RefSeq, a predicted model, not a curated record
AUGUGGAACACAAACACAUUGUAUCUUGGUGUCGAGGGUGUGGAAUUUCCACAUGGUCCGCGAUCAUGGUGUGGACUUCGUCCACACCAUCCACACAAAAGUCGCCGACCCUGCCUAGUAUUGAGGAGGCACCACACCUUAUCGAACGCAGCCCAGAAUGUUGCUGCGAAAUUAGCGCCGAGGUUUCAGGGCCCGUUUCGAGUUAGUAAAGUACGGUCAUCUGUGGUGUAUGAGCUUGCCAGUUUAGACCAUACCCCGCAGGGAAAGGUGCAUGUAAAGGAUUUAAAGCCAUACCGCGCCCCCGAAAGGGCAGAUAGAGCGCUCGAGGAGGGCCCCCGAACUACCGAGAGGAAGAUUAGAGAAGCUGUCGAGGUCAUGGAAGGCUCGGCCCGCCGCAGCUUCAACAGAAAGUACAGGGCCCUCUUCCAAUCCAUCACGGAAGAUUACCCGCACUUCUGGGCGGACUUGGGGGACCUGGUGGAUACGAUCCAGCGCAGCCGCUGCGUGGCGGGCAGUGCCCUCGUAACAGAGUGGACGCCACAGAGGGAAAUCGCCACCCAGACCGGGCCCAGCGGCCGGGAAGCCGCGAUCCAGGCUAGACCCAGCCACCGGGGGGCGGCGACGCAGACAGCUUCCAACCAGGAGGGCGCCCAGGACCGGGGAAAGACCACCGAGAUGAGAAGGCCCAUCGGCGUGGGACGGGGCCGUGGCUGGGGCGGCCUGAACCCAGAUCGGGCGCCCCCAAGGCUCACGACCUCCACCAGCACCCGGGAGGAGCCCCGGAGGAAGACCCCCAGCCCAAAUACAUUAAACACAGAGGACGGUGAUAAGUCUACUGCUGAUAAUGAAAAUAAUAAUAAUAAUAAUAGUCUUACAAAGCACACAUUUGUAAUAAAUUCAGCUAAUUUUACGAAUAACUUACGUAAGCUAGCAAUUGAUAAUAAUUUAACACAUGCAGCGUUAAAUAAGAUUUUGGAAUUAAUACAUCCAGCUUAUCCAUUUUUACCGUGUAGUGCUAGAAAUCUAUUGCGUACUCCUAGGACAUUGGAAACUAUUUCUUUUGAUAACGGCGAGAUGUAUUAUUUUGGCAUUGAAAAAGGUUUGACGCAUAAAUUACAGAAUGGUGGAUUGAAUGGCGAAAUAUUAACUAUCAAAUUAAUUAUAAAUAUUGACGGUUUACCACUAUUCAAGAGUAGUAGAACUGACUUGUGGCCAAUUUUAGGUCGUAGUGAUGAUACUGUAGAUUCACGUCCAUUCAUGAUUGCAUGUUUUUGUGGCGAAGGAAAACCGACAAAUCUUGAAAAAUAUUUAGAGCUUUUUAACGAAGAAAUAAUUUCCUUACGAAAAAACGGGUUUCAAUAUAACGGAAAAAUAUAUUAUGUUGAAAUUGAAUGUUUUGCGGCUGAUGCACCCGCAAGAGCUAUGUUAAAAAUGAUUAAAGGGCAUACGAGCAUGUACGGAUGCGAAAGGUGUACUAUUAAAAAAGUAAAAAAACAAAUUUUUUUUCCAGCUAAAAUAAAUAAAUCGGUUACUUUGAGAACAAAAUAUGAUUUCUUAGAUGAGAAUACGAAUGAUAAUAAUCAUCUGAAAGGAAAGUCGCCAUUACUUGCUUUAAAUAUAGACCCCGUGAAACAAUUUAUAUUGGAUCCCAUGCAUAUGAUAUAUCUAGGUAUUAUGAAACGUAUCUUUGUGAAGUAUUGGGUAGAAGGAGGGCGUCACUGUAAACUCUCUCGACAAAAUCUUGCAACAAUUGAUUAUAAUGUACGGAAAAUAUGUCCAUUCGUCACAUCUGAUUUUUGUCGAAAACCUCGAGCUUUAGUAAACUUAAAAAAUUUUAAAGCGACUGAGUUCCGGUUUAUUGUUUUAUAUAGCGGCGUAAUUAUUUUCUACAAUGUUCUUCAUGACGUAAAAUAUCGACAUUUUUUAUUACUUCAUGUAGCAAUUACUAUUUUAUCUAGUGCAUCUAUGAUCGAGGCUUACCUACACGUAGCUGAAGAAGCAAUUAGAAAAUUUGUUCUCAAAGCUCCUAGAAUAUAUG